Messenger RNA from Ciona intestinalis (vase tunicate), 4051 nucleotides. The record is from RefSeq and is a predicted model, not a curated record. Lineage: Eukaryota; Metazoa; Chordata; Ascidiacea; Phlebobranchia; Cionidae.
AUUGCUUCCUUUCCAACCAGUUUUAAAAUUAGGAGUUUGCCCAACGCGGUGAUUUGGUUUAAUAUUUUACUGUAUGCUUUGUGUGGCUGAUAUAAAAAUGGCGUGCUAUUAAAAAAUGUUUGCACUACAAAUUCCCCCUAUCUCAUAAAUCUUAAUACGCUACUUACAUGCGAUAAGGACGGUUACAAAUGUUUGCCUGGGUUUAUGGUUUUCCUGGAAUCUUGUUUGUUAAGAGAGUGCCUAUGAUGUCAACUAAUAGCAAACAAAGGCACAUUGAAAAUCAAACAUUGUAUUUAUUCUUAGUACUAAACCACUUUCGUUUUAUCAUGUACUGGGUCAAUGUUAGUCUGUGGGGCCAUUUCAUUAUUCCAUUUGUUGCUUUGGUUUUGGUAUGUGGGAGCCUUAGCUAGUAUAGGUUUUUAAAAUGGUAAAUUUUAAGAUAUUUCUAUUUGUGUUUGUACAAUUGUGGUUAUGUCAGUUAACCACUUCUCAAGAAGCUGUUGUUAAACACAAUGGUACAUGGCUCAAGUUUCACACCAAUGUCAUCAACAAUAAUACUCAGCAAAAGAACUACACGGAUGCAAAACAAGAGUGUGAGAAGGACAACGCUUCGCUAGUUAUCAUAAAAGAUGACCAAACUCAACAGGCCAUAAACGCACAGUUAUCUAAUUGGGAAUGCUGGGUUGACACCGAAACUAUCAACCCAGUUUUAAGCCAGGGUUACUGGGCAGGGGGCACAAAUGAAGCAAAUCAAACUGUAUGGUUAUGGGCAGAUGGAAGUGCUUUACCAUGUGAUGUCCAUAAAGAUGAACUGAACUGCACAAAUGAUGGGUAUUUUUACUGGCUAAAAGACGAGCCAAAUAAUUAUAUGAAUAGUGCGAACCAUGGCUUGUCUCUAGCACCCUUGUCCGAGUUUAACGCUACUAUUGACAAUGGUGCGACAAUGUGUUAUACCGACGCACUUGGUAAAUGGGUGGAUGAUGACUGGGGACGGCCUAGGAACUAUAUUUGUCAGAAAGGGUUUUGUGCGGACCAGCCAUGCCAGAAUGGUGGCAACUGCACUGCCCUUGAAAACAAUUACCAAUGCAACUGUGCUGUUGGGUGGUUGGGGGAAAAUUGUACAGUAAUAGACCCUUGUACAAGUACACCGUGUAUGAAUAAUGGUACAUGCCAUAACAUUAAUGAAACUAGCAAUUUCACUUGUGAAUGUGUGGAGUACUAUUAUGGGGAAAUCUGUAACCAAACUAUUUGUGAAGCAGCAGACCCAUGCCAGAAUAACGGGACCUGCUUGUUUGAAGACUCAAAUUAUAACUGUACUUGCAUGGGGGAAUACACUGGUUAUAAUUGCUCUAUAGACCCAUGUUUUAACCGCACAUGCGAAAACAACGGAACAUGUUUUAUUAGUAAUUACACAUCGCAGUGUAACUGCACCCAAGGGUUUCAAGGAGACAACUGCCAAACCAAAACGCCAAAAAACAACGAAGUAUGGAUACCAAUAGUAGCUGGUACAUUGGGUGGGGUUGCUCUGCUAGUUAUCAUUGCUGUGAUUGUGUAUUGCUGUUUAAAACAAAGGACACCUCCAAAACAAGAAAAUCCCAGACCUCAACCAAAACCUUCGAAUAAUUACACCCCAAAUCCAGUCCGAUUCUCUACAUUACAAUCCAACCAGGACAAUGAGGAUGAAUAUGCCGAUACCAUACCACAGCCUCAUGUAGCACCUCAUAAGGGCCAGCCAGAUUACACCAUACAGGCAGAAGCCCUCCUCUCAUAUUGCUUACAUACAUUAGAACAAGAAGAAUUUACAACACAGUUUAAAUCCCUCCCCGAUGUUAGAAGUGGAAGGAUUACACUGGAUGAAAUAGAACAAAAGUACGUUAACGAUGGUUGUGACGAUAUCCCUUAUCCAAGUUGCGCCUUGUCGCGUGAAAGCACAGGAAACCGAGGCCCACGCUCUGGGAUAAAUGGGUUUGUGUUGAGUCCAUACCCCACUAUUGAUUCAGCACAUAAGUAUUGGGAGAUGGUAAAAGAAGAAAGUUGUAGCAUGAUAAUUGUGUUUGGAUAUAUGAAUACAGAUGUAGAGUGUUUCCCACCUAAAAACCAAACCAAGAAAUAUGGAACCGCAAUAGUAAAAACGGUGUCAGAAGAACCACAUCCAUUUUACGUUAUUCGUGAGUUUGAACUACAAUUUGAUGACACUUAUCAUUCGGCACAAACUUUUGAGUUUAAACAUAUUCAAUGGACCGCGGAAGGCAGUGUUUACGAUGCAAUGAAACAUCCAAAGUUUUUUGACUUUUUUAAUGCUGUCCAAGCCAUGAGCACACGGAAUGCUUGUGGCGUCCGAGCUUCUAUAAGUGCAAAUGAUGAUUUAACUGAAGCUUCAUUAUUUAUUGCAUACCACAACCUUGUCUCCCAACUACAUGAGACUCAAAGUGUGAAUGUUUAUCAAACUGUAGCUGAUAUGAGGAAGACAUGCAGUGGGAUGAUACAUUCUCAGGAAUAUUAUAUGUUCCUACACCAAGCAAUUGCUGAAUACCAUACAUUGUUGGGUGGUAACUGCAGGCGUGAAAAUUUCAAUUUAUUCUAUGAGAGCCUCUGUGGAACAACCAAUGUCGCUGAAAAUACCACUGGUUUUGAUAGCCAACUUCAAAAACUGGAUACUCUGAGGACAGUUCAAAGCUUAACUGCCGAUACAAGUUACGAAGUUGGCAGGAACACACAGAAACAAAAGGCUAUAGCAAAAAGUAAAGACAAUAAAUUUUUGACUUUUCUUUCUUCUAACGGGGAAAACAUCCGGUACAGGGGAGUCGUGUUUGAGAAACACGGUUACUUCAGCAAAGUGAUUGCCACAAAAGUUCCAUCGGAGAAAGAAAUUGAUAAGUUCUGGCUGUGCGUUUUCCAUGCGAAAGUUGAAGGGAUUGUUAUGAUAACUCAGUUGCAUGAACGGGACGGGAACCAAUGUGCCCAGUACUGGCCAACUGAACUGGGGCAACAGACACGCUUUGGGAAUGUGAUAGUUGAGUUACAAAAUGAGAAAAGUCUUACUCAUUACAUCACAAGAAGGGAUAUGUUGGUGCAUCAUAACAAUGAAACGUUGGAAGUUGUACAAUACGAUUAUAUUGGUUGGCCUUUGUCUGGAGCCCCUGAAAGAUAUUAUGCCACUGAUAUCGUGGUAGAAUUGGGAGGCAUUAGAUUGAAUAAACCAGUGCUGGUGCAAUGCAACAAUGGAGUAAACCGGACAGGGGCGUUCAUAUGUUUGGUGGAACUUGUUUAUAACUUGACUACUGGAACAGAUAUAGACAUUGCACGUAGUGUAAACAAUAUUAGGAAACUCCUUCCAGAUUCAGUGCCCACAGUGAAACAACUAUGUUAUCUUGUUGAGGAAGUAAAGUAUUUGAUCGAACAACCUCGCAAAACAUGAUUUAGCUUUCCCCAUGUUGUUUGCAGUUUAAACGUUGGUCUAAUAUAGGAUUAAGGCUUUUUCAAUGACGUAAUGCUUUAGUAUAUAAAACUGUUUGUUUUGUUGCAUGCUGGGCAUAGAACAAGGAAUGUUUUUAAAGUUUUUUUGUGUAAAGCCUUUGUAUUACUUCCUUUAUAGAGUUAAUUUUUUUAAUUAUUUGGUUUCUGUAGCCUAUGGAAUAUAGUGUAUUAUAACUGUACAGUGAUUUACUUCAUAUUAUAGUUAGCAAUUUAUAUUGCUUGCAGUUGUAUUUUCAUAAACAAUCUUAUUUUAUUUAUAAUUAAUUAUGUUGUUAUAUCAGUAAAACGAAUUUGCCAUUUUCUUUGUUCUCUUGUAUUUUAUUUGACUUAUAUUUUGUUUCGAUAUAAUUAUAUAUACGCAAACACAACCUAAUUAGGCAAGCAAUUUCGCAACAAUGAAAGACUGAUCUGCAUUUGAUUCAUCUAAACUUGAAUGGUAUGUUACAUUUUCUUAUGAAUAAAAUAAAUUAUAAAUUAACUUGUUAAUUAUGUGCUCGUAAAAUUACUCGUUUAGAUCUUUCUAAGUUGCUGCUUUGAGAUUCUAAUAUAAUAAACAAAAAAUGAAUGAAUGUAA